AUGUCGUUCUCGUUCGCGUUUGACAUCGACGCCGCACAACUCGACGACGAGCUCGCCAUCUCCACCGCCUCGCUCGACCACCUCCAGCUCGCCGACGACAAGCACCCUGCAGCCUCGACCAGCGCCAUACCGCACCACCAAGUGCCUCUUGAUGACCUCCUCGCAACCCUCCCUCCACUCUUGUCGUACACGCCCGUCACCGUCCCGCUCAGCCCUCUGCCGCCGACCAAGACCCCGCGCCAUGCGACCCUCCUCCGCCGCGACCUGUUCGACGCCCGCUUCCAGAUCCUCAACCAGGACGAGUGCGCCCCCGACGAGCCGCACGACCCCAAGGGCAAGACCAAGGACGACACGUUCGUCGACGAGCACACCGACCUCGUCAAGGGCGUGUACGAGGGCGGUCUCAAGACGUGGGAGUGCAGCCUCGACCUCGUCGACCUGCUCGACCAGCGAGCCUUCUCGCCCGACGCCAACCUCGACACCGAGCGCGUGCGCGGCAAGAGCAUCCUCGAGGUCGGUUGCGGCACCGCCGUCCCGUCAUGCUCCCUCUUUGCGCGCCUCCUGAACGAGAUCCGCCUGUCGCCGACCGAGGAGGGCGCCGACAAGCCGCGCAAGACUCGGUUACACCUGCAGGACUACAACAAGCAGGUCCUCUCCCUCAUCACCCUGCCCAACCUCCUCCUCACGUACGCCCAGCACCUCGCGACGCCCGCUCGUGCGCCCGAGGCCGACGAGGAGCCGCCCGCCGACCCGCAGCCGGGCGAGCUCGACGUCACGCCCGAGUUCCUCGCGUCGUUCGAGGCGCUCCUCGAGCGCGAGAACGUCGAGUUGCGCUUCUCCGAGGGCGACUGGGCGGGCAUGGCGACCGCCCUGCGCGCCGACGACGACGAGCGGUACGACGUCGUGUUGACGAGCGAGACGGUGUACGCCGUCGAGUCGCUCCCGGCCCUGCUCGACCUCCUCGAGGCGGCGACGGCGCGCGGCACCGACGACGACGCGCUGUGCCUCGUCGCGUGCAAGCGCAUCUACUUUGGCGUCGGUGGCGGCGAGCUCGAGUUCCGGCGCCGGGUCGAGGAGCGAGGCGCAGAGGUCGAGGCCGUGUGGGGUGCGGGCGAGGGCAGGGGCAAGAGCAGUGGCGUCGGGAGGACGGUCAUGAGGGUGAGGUGGAAGGGCGAGUGAGAGCGAGGCGUAGUCGACGAGGGAGAGGGAUCAAGGGUGGGUGAACAGGACGAGGUGCUCGUCGAACGCGGCGAGGACGAG
This is a messenger RNA of Rhodotorula graminis WP1, 1260 nucleotides long. RefSeq lists its product as uncharacterized. NCBI's taxonomy places the organism in Eukaryota, Fungi, Basidiomycota, Microbotryomycetes, Sporidiobolales, Sporidiobolaceae. The record is from RefSeq and is a predicted model, not a curated record. Gene Ontology annotation, molecular function: protein-L-histidine N-tele-methyltransferase activity. The coding region runs from base 1 to 1179 and encodes 392 amino acids. The transcript is spliced from 5 exons. Gene Ontology annotation, biological process: peptidyl-histidine methylation, to form tele-methylhistidine.